Messenger RNA from Lycium barbarum (goji berry), 936 nucleotides. RefSeq names its product probable glutathione S-transferase. Gene Ontology annotation, cellular component: cytoplasm. The transcript is spliced from 2 exons. Gene Ontology annotation, molecular function: glutathione transferase activity. Gene Ontology annotation, biological process: glutathione metabolic process. NCBI's taxonomy places the organism in Eukaryota, Viridiplantae, Streptophyta, Magnoliopsida, Solanales, Solanaceae. The coding region runs from base 93 to 761 and encodes 222 amino acids. The record is from RefSeq and is a predicted model, not a curated record.
AUAAACCUAGCAUGACAAGCUUCAUAAAUAUAGGACUCUACUCCUUCCAUUAUUAUGCAUCAUUUUAGAGUCAAGGUUUUUCUUGAGUUCAAAUGGAAGAAGUAAUACUCCAUGGAACUUCUUAUAAUUUAUUUACGUAUAGGGUCAUUUGGGCUUUAAAGAUAAAGGGCAUCCCUUUUGAUUACAUAGAAGAGGAACAUUCUGAUAAAGGCUCUUUAAUUAUGAAAUAUAAUCCAGCUUUCAAGAGAUUUCCAAUUCUUUUUCAUGGUGAGAAGGCACUUUCUGAAUCCAUGGUGAUUCUUGAAUAUAUUGAAGAUACUUGGCCUCAAAAUCCACUUCUUCCCAUUGAUCCUUUUGAUAGAGCCAAGGCAAGAUUUUGGGUUAAAUUUGCUGGAGAUAAGGGGCAUUGUGUUGGAACAAUGUACUACACAACUGGAGAAAAACAAGAAAAGGCCAUCAAAGAAACCAUAGAAAUGCUCAAAAUCAUAGAAGAACAAGCAUUUGGAGAUCAAGAAAAGAAUUUUUUUGGUGGUGAGAAAAUUGGAAUUGUGGACAUGGCUUUUGGAAUAAUCCCUCAUUGGCUUGAAGUAAUUGAAGAUAUUGUUGGUGUGAAAUUAUUGGAACCUCACUCAUUUCCUCGUUUAUUAAAUUGGGUACAAAAUUUCAAAGAAGAACAAGUCAUCAAAGAGAAUCUCCCUAAUCGUGAUAAUAUGUUUGUGUUUUUAAAGAAUCAGAGGGAGAUUCUAUUGUCAUCUUCUUGAACUUUUACCGUUUUGUAUCUGCUGUUUUGAUGUCUUAUUUUAUUUUGAGCCAAGGGUCUAUUAAAGACAGUCUCUUUACCUCACAAAGGUAAAAUGUGAGUACAUCUCACCCUCCUCGUAUUUCACUUGUAAGAUUACACUGGAUAUGCUGUUACUGUUGUUGUUGUUGUUGUUA